Serinus canaria (Common canary) is the source of this 2732-nucleotide messenger RNA. RefSeq names its product solute carrier family 39 member 11 (gene SLC39A11). The transcript is spliced from 10 exons. The coding region runs from base 73 to 1425 and encodes 450 amino acids. Gene Ontology annotation, molecular function: zinc ion transmembrane transporter activity. Gene Ontology annotation, cellular component: membrane. The record is from RefSeq and is a predicted model, not a curated record. Gene Ontology annotation, biological process: zinc ion transmembrane transport. NCBI's taxonomy places the organism in Eukaryota, Metazoa, Chordata, Aves, Passeriformes, Fringillidae.
GGGCCUGCCCGCGGACACGUGUGCGCACCCGGAAGCGGCGGCGGGACCGGCCCGGGUCAGGUCCAGGCCAGCAUGAUCCCGGGGCUGGGCCCGGGGCUGCAGGCGCUGCUGGGGACGCUGCUCACCUGGGGGCUGACAGCAGCCGGCUCGGCGCUGGUCUUCGUCUUCUCCAGCGGCCAGAGGCGGAUCCUGGAUGGCAGCCUGGGCUUUGCUGCAGGGGUGAUGCUGGCAGCCUCCUACUGGUCCCUGCUGGCCCCAGCCAUCGAGCUGGCCCAGGAAUCCGGGACCUUUGGGGCCUUCUCCUUCUUCCCUGUGGCUGCUGGCUUUGCCCUGGGGGCAGCGUUUGUGUAUGGGGCCGACCUGCUGCUGCCAGAGCUGUCUGCCACCAAAUGUCACAGCGCAGGGCUGGCGUUUGGGGACAGCCAGCUCUGCCUGGCCAUGACAAGGACAAUGUUUGCCCGGGCAGCACCUUGCUGUGUUUGCAGAGUGAGGGUGGCAGUGGCUCUGUGCUGGGGCCAGCCAGGGGUGCUGCUGUCACCUGUGACACCAGGGAACGCACCUGCCUCUGCCCAGGGGGAGGGUGUGGCUCUCACCUGCUUUGCGGGACCAUCACCCUCAUCACCCUCAUCAUCCUCACCAGCCCCAAAGCUUGGCCCAGCCAGGCUGGAGCUUUGCUGGGUGGGACCAGGAGCAGAUCCCUGGAGGAGGAGGCAGAGUCUUGGAGUCUCCCUGAGCUCUGCAGUGUGGGGAACCCCCUGCUCUGAUUGCUUUUAUUCCUUUGCUUUGCUUUUUCCUUCUGGGAAGAGGGGCAGGACCUGCCCAGCUCUGCCCACCUUGGCUGACCCCGACAAGGCUGAGAACGGGGAGCCCUACCAGAGGAGGAGGGGAGCGGGGCCCCCCCUGCCCGAGGGCCCCCCAGCAUUCUCAGCACCCCAGGACGGAGCCGCCCUGGGCAGGAGCAGCAGCUGGAGGAGGAUUUUGCUGAUGAUCCUGGCUAUCACCAUCCACAACAUCCCAGAGGGCCUGGCAGUGGGAGUUGGCUUCGGGGCCGUCGGGAAAUCCCAGUCUGCCACGUUCCAGAGUGCCAGGAAUUUAGCCAUCGGGAUUGGGAUCCAGAACUUCCCAGAGGGCCUGGCUGUCAGCCUGCCCCUGCGUGGUGCUGGAUUUUCCACGUGGAAAGCCUUCUGGUAUGGGCAGCUGAGUGGGAUGGUGGAGCCCCUGGCCGGGGUCCUGGGCGCCUUGGCCGUGGUGCUGGCGGAGCCGCUCCUGCCCUACGCGCUGGGAUUCGCCGCCGGAGCCAUGGUCUACGUGGUGAUGGACGACAUCAUCCCCGAGGCACAAACCAGUGGCAACGGGAAGUUGGCAUCCUGGACCUCCAUCCUGGGCUUUGUGGUGAUGAUGUCCCUGGACGUGGGGCUGGGGUAGGGCAGAGCUGCGUUCCCAGGAGGACACAGCAGAGCCCCGCCCGCGGGAUCGGGAGCCGGACACGCCUUGGCCCGGGACUGGAUCUGUACAUAGAUUUUUGGGAUCUGGUUUGGUGUUGAUUUCCUCUGAUUUUGUACCUCCCCCUCCCCUCUGAGUUCCUGGAGAUGGUUUCCAAGCACAAAUAUGGGUGGGACCUCCCAGAUCCCGGCUUGGUUUUCCUCUUGGAAUGGAUGCUGGAUGACGCUGGGCUGGUUUCUCCAAGGAAAGGCAUUUGGGAUUUUGAUCCUCUCUGUUCUGUCAGAGGCUGGGAAUUCCCUGUCCCAUGUGGAGGCUGGCCUGGGGUCUGGAAAUGGAGUAAGCUCCUUAUGGAGUGUGGGAUUGCACCCUUUUUUGGGAAGGUCGAAGGCAUUAGGACUGUGAUGAGUCUUCCACAUCCUGCUGCUCCUCAGGAACGCUGCAGGGAAUUGCUUUGGGUGCAUGGAGAUAGUCCUGGCAAAUAAAGAUGAAUUUUCUUGGGAUCUCUGCAAGAGGGAAAUGUCAUUUCUUCCUAAAUGUGUCUCAGAGGGGCACUGCUGCCAUGUGCUGUGUCCAGUGCUCCGGGGUUUUCUCUGGGAAAAACCCCAGGAAAGGAGGAUUUGAGUGUUCUCCAUGCAAUUCCAUGGAAAUCCAAGGGAUUCUGGAUUUCAGCUGCUGCUUCCAGCAAUCAGAACUCCCUGAAGGGCCAAGCCAGGGCUCUCCUGCUCCCCUGCAGGAAGGGCAGGAGCUGAGCCAGCACCGGAGCAUCCCGGGAUGAAUGGAUGGAUGAAUGAAUCCCUCAGGAUGAAUUAAUUAUCCCACCCGGAGAGCCACAACCGUGCAAGGACAUUCCUGCCUCUUCUCCUGAUGCUUCCCAAGCUUUUCUUGUGGAAUGGCUCCUCCUGAGCAGGCUGAGGAGUGAAUCCUGCCCAUGCCCAGGGAGGAGGGAACUGCCAGGCUGGGAGGAUGCUGCAAAUCCCAACUCCCCCUCGCUCUCAUCUCCAGCACAAAGGGCUUCCCUAAACCCUCCUGUGGAACACCUGGACCACCUGGCUGCCUCCUGCUGCUCAGUCCCUCUGGAAGUGGGGCUGGGAUGUCCCAGACCCCCCUCCGCUCCCACCGGAGCCAAAGGGAACAGGCUGGAAUAAACUGAGCUCUCCGUUUUGUUCAGUCCUGGUUUUUUGGAUGGAUUCCCUUUGUGUGUCCCUCUGGAUGACCCAAAGCUCCUGUCUGACGAUGGAUUUGACCUUUGAACUGUGAUUGCUUUCAAUAAAUGGGAAAUGGAGUUUGCA